Molecule: messenger RNA, 2724 nt
Organism: Asterias rubens (European starfish)
Lineage: Eukaryota; Metazoa; Echinodermata; Asteroidea; Forcipulatida; Asteriidae
Exons: 7
Coding region: 176-1663 (495 amino acids)
Source: RefSeq, a predicted model, not a curated record
AGUGGUUACCUUUUAGCUGCACAAUGUCGAGAGAAGAGUUCUGUCAGUGUCGUCAGAGACAGAAGUAAUGUCAGAGAUAAAACGAUGGUACAAUUCUUUCUAGAUCGAGAUUAACGGUAACCAAAUCAUCCCAAAUCAACUGAUCAAUCAACCUGACUGAGGCACCUGUUUCAACAUGGGUAACCAACACUCUCAACAAUAUGGACAAGCAGGAGGAAUAACCCAGCAAGGGGUUCGAGUUGGAGCCCAUUCGAACAUCCCAAAUGACGCAGUGCCAUAUCAAGGGCCUCGACAUCAGUACUGCUUCAUCAAUGUCGAAGCAACGCUGUCUACACAAGCGUCAUUUUUAUCGGCAGCAAUCAUCUCUACGAAUAUCGAUGCCUACUACCCCAUCAUAUGCCAACCUUACGCGGAUGGCUUCAUCCUUAAACAGUUCCAGUCAAUUCCUGGGGUGCAACGACAGAAAGGGUUUGGCUUUAGUAUGGCCAUGCCCUUCCAGGCAAUCUUGUGUAAGCCACUCACGGCUCCAUCCCAUGAGAGAUGGCAGCUUAGGGUUGAGAAGAGCUUUCUACAAACCCAACAAGUUCUUCAGUUUUUCAGUUCCAGCUCAACUUCAGUUGCCGACACUUCUGACAUUUUUCAGAAGAUAAACAGUGUGACAGCUCAGGGAGGCCGUUUGAUAUGUAUUGAAAUCACUGGUCACGAGCGAGGGCCCAGCUUUGGACAGUCAUUCUCAGGAUACCAGGGACUGAAAGGCGUUGACCUCUUCUUCAACAUGCCUCUACAUCCCAAUCCCACCAUCUAUGUGUACCAAGCGGUCAGCGUGCCAAUUCAGUUCCAGUUAAUGGGAGGAUUUGGUCAAACUCAAAUCAGGGUCUUGACCGACUUCAUGGGACAGUUUUCCGCUUACCUGCAAAAAGGCUGGAAGCUUGUUGAGGUCAACUUUGACACGUCUCAAACCACACAGGCUGGAUUUUUCCAGGCUCGCUCAAGUAUGAACUCCAUCUGGUUCUUUGAGAAAGAAGCUUCUAAGAUCAACAGUCAAGUACCAGAAUGGGAAGGGACGAUCAUCGAGUAUGAGCAUAAAGUGUCGGCAUCAUUUGGCGGUACCAGAGCCAAGACUAAUUGGGAUCCGAUUAUGAUUGACAUGGGCCAGCGAGGCUGGGAAAUAGCUUGCCUUGUUGAGUCACCAGAAGUCUACCAGACAGGAUUCACUUCAUCUGGCAUGAAGGUCUUGAUGUUCUUCCAGCGUCGCAUCAUACGCCCUUCUGGGGCUGGGGGUUUUGUUGCGCCACAGGGUGGUCAUGUACCCCAGCCCAGUGGGUACCAUCAACCCACUGGCGCACACCCUCCACCCACUAGUGGGUACCCUCAACCCACUGGCGGGUAUCCUCAACCUACUGGCGUACACCCUCCACCCACUAGUGGUUACCCUCAACCCACUAGUGGGUACCCUCAACCCACUAGUGGGUACCCUCAACCCACUAGCGGGUACCCUCAACCCACUAGCGGGUACCCUCAACCCACUAGCGGGUACCCUCAACCCACUAGCGGGUACCCUCAACCCACUAGCGGGUAUCCUCAACCCGCUGGAUGUCCACCUCCAUCAUACCCUGGUUAUCCUCAUCAGGCACCACAAGGUGUGCCUGCUCCAAAGAAGUAAACCUGUGGGUCAUGUUCCCUGUUCGCAAAAAUGCAAAUGCUCAUUCUACACUAAGGUGGCCUGACCAUUAUCUUAUUUGAAUCUCAGGAAUUCUUAAGAAGAUUUUAGAAGGGGCAAGGGUACUCCUCUUUUUUCAGGGGAAAGAGCGUGUUAAAAUAGGAACAUUGGGGAUACCCUGUGCCCUGUAUCGGGCAUGGUAUAAAGAGUCUUAAUUCGGUAACACUGAUUUGAGUGGAAGAAAAACAUAAUGGCCAAUUUAUUGACUGAAACAAGUUUUCAUUUUUUUUUUUUUUUUUUUUUUUUUUUUUUUUUAUAUACUUUUCUUAAUGGUAUUACUGAAAUGUAACCAGAUGAUGUUCAAUUUGUCUAAGCCAAAAAAUAUAAAACAAAUCAUUGAGUGACUUAUGGGCUCCAAGUAAAACUAAAUUCCUGAUCCACUGACUGAAACAAGUUUUCAUUUGUUCUUAAUUUGAAAUUUUGUUUUUAUACUUUCUUAAUAGUAAUACUGAAAUGUAGGCAAAGGGAGUUAAAGUUGUCAGAGCAAAAAUUAUCCAUCAAGUCAUUGUGUGACUUUGACUACUGUGGCUAUAAUAAUGGCUUCAGAAGGACUGUAAGAAGAUGUCUCAUCUUGCCAUAUAGCUGAGGCUGAGUGACUUAUGGCUGCGGCUUAUGGCAUAAGCACCGAUGUUGAUGUUGGUAAAACAGUAAUCAUACCAUUGCCACAGCCAUUAUAGUUGUUAUUUCAUUUAUCCAGCUGCAAAUAUACCUGCCCAACUUAUGGGCAUUUAGUUUGAAAUUAUAUUAUUAAACAAAAAAUUUAUAAAAUGGAAGUUCCAUCCUCUUCAUUAUUAGUAACAACAAUCUGAUUAGUGGAUUUAUAAAGGCUGAAUAUUGAACAACUUACUUUUAAAACAAUGCUAAGCAUCUAUAGUUUACCAAAUUCACCUAAACAUCGUCAACGUAAAGAUCAUAUGGCACGAUCUUCUUGAAGUAUUAAAGGAACACUGCGCCUUGGAUCGGUCGAGUUGGUCUUUGAAAAGCGUAUGUAACCAUUUGUUAUA